AUGAAUUCUUCAAGAGGAAGCCCUCGAAGAGCGGUUAGCUCUCAUGAAAUUAAUUUAAACAACAGAUCUUUGCCUCGAGCAUCAUUAGAUAACAUCAUGGAGCAAAGCCGGAAUGUUGAGUCGCCAUUGAAAGAAAGCGGUACAUCCUGGGACAAUGAAAAACCACCCGUUGAUGAUUCAGAAACAUGUCCUUAUGGGUGCUGUGAAAAAAAGAAUCUUGGUGAUUUUAUAUUAAAACGAGGUUUUUUCGAAGGUGCAUGCUCCGAUAUCACUAUCAAAGCUUUCAAUCAAGAAUAUAACUUGCACAAAUUGAUACUAGAUAGAAGUGGUUACUUCAACUCAUUAUUCAGUGGACCCUGGAAUGAUCCAUCACAUACAUCACAUGAAUUAAUAUUUGACGAUGAUGAGAAUAUCACACAAGAAUCUUUUGAACUUGCAAUUGCCAGAUUAUACGGUGCAGUUAAUCCUAAAACUGAGAUUCAACAUACACUGAGUAUGAUUGCAGUGGGUCAAUACUUAGACAUUCCAGAAGUCGUUUGUUCUGCUACAGAUUGUAUUGUCAAUGCAUUAGAUUUCAAUAAUAUUGGAAGAUUCACAACGUUUGCUGUCAAUAAUAAUUAUGGCAAAGCCAGUGAAAGAAUUAUAGAUAGUGCUAAAGGUUUAUUAUGUGCUGAUGGAUGGCAAAAUGGACUAGAGAAAUGGGAUGAUAUUCCAAAUUCCAUUAUAGCUUAUGUCGUGGGACAUGACGCUUUCUUUGUGCCAUCCGAAUGGGAAAGAGCUAUAUUCAUCAUGAAAUUGAUUGAAAGGAGACAAACGUUAGAAAGGGAAAGUACUGCGUCUGUGGUAAGUGAAGAUGAAGAUGAAGACCUUGACUCUUUGUUUCAUUCAUUAAACACAAAAGUCCAUUAUUGUCAUAUGAGUGCUGAACAACUCCACAAACUUGAGGCUUUCACUGAUAACUCAGGUAAACCAUUGAUAGAUCCAUCAGUUUUGAGAAAUGCAUUGUGGUUAAGUAUUUCACUUCAUAAGAAAGUGGCUACAGCAGGUAGAGACAUUGAACUAGGUCUUGUUGGGACGUCUGAGAAUCCACCAGAUGGAGAAAACACAUGGUUCGUACCCACCAAAGAUGAAACGCUUUAUGGAACACCUCAACAAUUGGAAACUUCUAUUGGGAAACAUCACCAAAAUACACAGUAUGACCUACGAAGUGGGAAAACAACAGACAAUACCAGUGACUCGCUAUACAAAGUGACUCAUAUUCCACCAUUUAGAUUUUCAAUCGCUUUCAGCCAAGUUUCAGAACUUGAAGCUGAAAAAAGGGUCUAUGCUAAAACCUUGUGGUAUGCUGGAUCAUAUUGGAAUCUUUACAUACAAAAAAUAAGGCAUAAAAAAGGGUAUCAAAUGGGUGUUUAUAUUCACCGAGCAUCAAGUUCAGCACCAUCAAAAUCAGCAUUAUUGAAUAGAGAUGUGUUCAAAAAUUCAUCAUAUAAUUUGGAUAGUGAUCAAAGUUUUUCACAGUUAGCGGAUGAUGUGAAUAAUAUUUCAUUGAGAGAUGGUGAUAUUGAUUCUUCAUUUAGUGGUAAUUCUUCGUCAUUCAGUAAAUCGGAAUUGAAUGCUGCCCCUGAUAUUGAAGAUGAAUUAGAUGAAGAUGAUAAUGAAGGUUCCUUUUUGAGCUAUGAAGAUAACAGAGUCAGAACAUCUGUUUAUUAUGUUAUUUUUACACCUUCAAGAAAAGUUAAAACUUCAUUAACUUGUUUUAUUUCAACUCCUGAUCUUUUUAAUAAAUCGCAAAGUUGGGGUUGGAAAAGCAAUAGUAUGUGUGCAUUCAAUGAAGAUGGAACUUUGGCUGAAGGACAAGAUAAAUUGUUGAAAUUUAUGGUUAUUUUAGGUAGUGUUUAG
Messenger RNA from Hansenula ciferrii, 1899 nucleotides. Its product is annotated as Kelch short protein. The transcript has a single exon. Gene Ontology annotation, molecular function: protein binding. The record is from RefSeq and is a predicted model, not a curated record. NCBI's taxonomy places the organism in Eukaryota, Fungi, Ascomycota, Saccharomycetes, Phaffomycetales, Wickerhamomycetaceae. The coding region runs from base 1 to 1899 and encodes 632 amino acids.